This is a messenger RNA of Otolemur garnettii (small-eared galago), 1605 nucleotides long. It is a transcript of the gene INSYN2B, whose product is annotated as family with sequence similarity 196 member B. The transcript is spliced from 3 exons. Lineage: Eukaryota; Metazoa; Chordata; Mammalia; Primates; Galagidae. Gene Ontology annotation, cellular component: postsynaptic density. Bases 1 to 1605 code for a protein of 534 amino acids. The record is from RefSeq and is a predicted model, not a curated record. Gene Ontology annotation, biological process: inhibitory postsynaptic potential.
AUGGCCCAGCAAAAUAUGAAAGUGAGACCCGUGCUCCUCAAGCGUAAUAGUCUAGAUUCAGUGGAGUUCGUGAAACAGACUCACCACCGCAGGAGCAAAUCCCAGCAAGUGAGAUUCAAAGAAGAUGGGACCACAAAGAAUCCAACUGGCCUGACAGAGGUUGAUGUCCACACCCCUGAAGACCCAGUGGUCAUGGGGAAAACUCCAGUGUCCCGGCACCAUCAUCCCCCCACCUACUCGCUCUCCUUCCCCAGGUCCCAGAAGGCAGGGGGCUUUCGGAACAUUGCAAUCCAAACUUCCCCCAGUCUCAGGAAGCAUUUUCCAGUUUUCAAAAGGAAGAAACUCACGGCCAGCAAGUCACUGGUGGAAAUGCCGAUAGCAUCCCCAAGUGCCAUCCAGGUCAAUGGCAACCUCUCUGAACAGGACAUCCUCUCCUCCAACCUUGCCUACUUGAGGUUGGCUCAGCAUCUUGAGGAUGGGCCUCAAAGGCUCAAGGUGGCCCACUCGUUUCUCCCCGGGGUGUCCAAGGUGCAGAGCAAUGGGCCUGUUAGCAUAUGCUUGGAAGCAGGAACCUGGAAGUCUUCUGAGAAAGCAACAGCUGCCAUUCAGGUCCCAGAUGACAUUUAUCACAGUCCUUCCUGGGACUCCAGAGAGCCCGCUUCCAGUCCAGACAGGUCGGCUGAAAGAAGCAAGUCUAUACACCAUUUGGUUGACACAUGUCCUGGUGAUGGGAGAAUGGUGACUCCACCAGAUUCAGAAAGAUCCCCCUCCUGCUCAAAUGCUACCAGCGGUGCCAACCACAUGCCAGGCACAGAGAAACUUAAAUCUGAAUUGCUUUUGCCCAAAGACAACCCUGAUGACAAAGGCCUUUGUCCACUGUCAUCUCAGUCAAAGGAAACAUCCAUGCCCUCACCUCCACGGACUCACAGCUGCCCCUCACCAGGCUCCCACACCCAGCCAGCCCACCCAGCAAAAGCCCCAGACUGUCCUUUAUCAGACAAUCACCAGAAUCUGGUGUCCCUCAAAACUAAAAGUGCAUCAAAAUCUGCCCCUGUGUGUCAAGAGCAGAUGGCAAAGGACCCCACCCAGUCAGAUGCCCCGGAGUUGCCAAAUUGUCCAGGAAGCAGUCCCCUCCCGUCCUCCCUUCCAAGCAACGAGACCAAACUUCAGAGCAACAGGGAGAUUAGUGGCAUUAAUCAGAUUCACCUGGCUCGGGGCGAACUCUGCGACCUCCAAGGCCGGCUGCAAUCCGUGGAGGAAUCUCUGCACUCGAACCAAGAGAAAAUUAAAGUCCUAUUGAAUGUAAUUCAAGACUUGGAGAAAGCUCGAGCUCUCACUGAAGGGCGCAACUUUUAUCGAACCGGCCAAGACCUCAACAACUGCAGUACCUGCCAGAACACGGCGUGCAUCAUAUACAGUGUAGAGUAUGAUUUUCGGCAGCAGGAAGGCAGGUUCCAUGAAGUUCUGCAGAGUCUGGAGGAAGCUGAGCCAGCUGAAGAAGCAUCUCCCCCACCAAAGUCCCCAGCAGAACCCCCGGUCCCAGAAAAACAGGACUUAAGGCGGAAAACCAAGAAAGUGAAGAAGAAAUGCUUCUGGUGGAUCUGA